UACAGCCACUAUAUCUCUUCCUGCAUGACCACCGCAAUUUGGUCCUCCCUUCUAAAGUCUUUUUAGAAUGAACUGUAUAGAACGCACCGCCCAUUGAUAGCAGCAGAUGUCCAUUUGAUUUCGUAAAGAUUACGACAUUUCCUUAAAAUAAUGGAAAUAAUGAUUAAGUGUUCUGGUGUAUUGUGUCUAUGUAACGUGGGACUGAUUUAGUUUUAUAUUAGGCUUGUUUGCAAGAGAGCGUCUCAAGCACUUCACACAUACUUCCAUUAAAAGCGAAGAGCUUCAGUUUAAUAGAGCGAAUAUAGGUUAUCAAAUGAUAUUCACAUGUUCUGUAAAACAAUACGCAAACACUCCAUGAGGCACCUACGUGAAUCUUGCAAUAUAAAAAGGGAUUCCAUUUCUAUUUCCCAUCAUUCGAUCAGCUGUUUUCAAUCUUCCAUCUGCCUUUCUGUUAUCGGUUUAAAAUGUCCAAACUGGCUAUUGUAUUUUUGAUUCUUUGUGUGGUGACCAUGUGGGCGGUGGCUCUAAACUGCCAGUCCUGUGGUGACGAGUGCGCCCCAGCCUGCGGUACCAGAUACUUUAGAACUUGCUGCUUCAACUACUUAAGAAGGAAGAGGGGGUUUAAUGCAGAGAUGUACUCCCAUUCCCGCAAUGAGCUUCCUCAAAUACUCGUCGAGGACACCUGGAGCCAAGAUCCAAUCGAAGUCUAUGAUUCUAUAUAAACUUAACAUCUCUAAAUAAAAUAAAAGUGAAAACAAAAAACAACAAUUGUAAAUAAAAC
Molecule: messenger RNA, 781 nt
Organism: Pieris rapae (cabbage white)
Lineage: Eukaryota; Metazoa; Arthropoda; Insecta; Lepidoptera; Pieridae
Product: trissin-like
Exons: 3
Coding region: 465-722 (85 amino acids)
Source: RefSeq, a predicted model, not a curated record